AUUGUAUAGUAUUGUAUACUACUCCAACCUGGUUGUAAUGUCCCUAGCCUCUUCCUUCUCCUUGCACAGUUUCCAGCAGUAAACAGAAAUCGUAGACUCUCAUUCUUAACUUAUAUUUUUAGCUUUUGGAGUUCUUGGUAGAUAUUUGCUCUUGGUAUAUAGGGAUCUAGAUAUACAACAUGACUCUUGCUGAAAGCUUUUGCUUUUCAUACAAACUGAGUUAAACUUUGGUUGUAAUGAUCUAUUUUUCUUUUGGUGCUUGCUUUUUUUACAGUUCCACUCCUUCUAGAAAUUUAGACUUUGAACAAAUGUCUUAGGUAUAUCUGACUAUUAAUCAUCCUUUGGUUGUAAUCUCUAGUAACAAAAUGUCGAUAUUUUGGACGUUUUGUGCGUACGUGAUGUUCCCGACCGCGUGCGUCGCGCUAUUUUUGAUGCUCUCUGGCAUUGGUUUUCUGGAACGACUUGGAUGCAGUAUCUGUUGCGCUGACGUACAGCUAGGGACAUUCCGCUGCAAUAUUCUCUUAAGACCAGCAGGACUAAGAUGAUGUUGACUAGGUUUGCUGGUUAUGAUAUUAUAUUUGCAAAUUCAUACAACUAGUAGAAUGUCUAUGCCAAAUCACGUACACACGCUCCUUGCCCACAGAAGCAACCAAUUAUCAGCACUCUCUUCGACUACAGAUGCAUAGUUGUAUGAGAUCAUCAGAAUGACCAUCGUCAACAUCCCCAUUCUGUUUCCUCCUCAUCCUCUAUCCUCUAAUCUUCGUAGUCUUUGUGCUCUUUUCGGUGAUAGGGUUCGGGACCAGUAUUUUGGGUGUCGAAAAAUACGAGAAGCUCCGUGCAGAAGGAACCGAACACGUGUCCUUGGAUGACAGGUAAAGUGUUUCGAUUGUUGGCUGAUAGGAGGGUACAUUCUGGUUGGAUGAUAGCCAGGAGGUUUGUGAUUGUUCCAACCCUGAGUAAUUAAUCUUGCAACUCCUUGAUUGAUCUUCUUCUGCAAGAACUCGAUUUAUACUUGCGGGACCAGCGAAAUUGGUGGAUUUCAGGCUGUUUACUUUAAAGGUGUCUUAAGGGUCCUUUAGCAUUCACAUUAAAGACGUCUUAGGGGUCCUUUAGCAUUCACAUUAAAGACGUCUCAGUGGUCCUUUAGUGUUUACAUUAAAGGCGAAGAGUGUUCGGGGAUUUUUAAUAGUAUUCAAAUAGAGUAUUAUGAUGUACUUGCUAAUGCUAGGUAUAAGCUGCAGCUUUUCCGGGACCAGCGAAAUUGGUGGAUUUCAGGCUGCAAUUUGAUUCUUUGGCUGGUUUGCUGGCGUGUCCAGGCUUUGAUGCGGUGGAAGAACACUGUACCGGGAUCGUCGAAAACGACUAGUGAUACUGCGUCCCCAUCUGCGGCAGGAUCUACAGCAGCCAAACCAGCGGUUGUUGAAAGCAAAGAACCGAAAAAAGAACGAUAAAUGCUGUUUCACAUGAUAGAAGGUGGAGUACAUUGGUUUCACUUAAAACCUAAAAGAUAAAGAUACUUAGAUAAGUAAAGGACAUGAUAAGUAGUUAGAUACAUGAGAUACACUGACGCGCUGUCGUUUACUUCGCAUUUUUACGCAUCAUCGUAUUUUUCGCAUUUUUACAUGAAAGAUGAAAAUCAAGCGCUGACCGAAUCUGAAUCUAGCACUAACUUCUUUCUUUACUCCUUCCCACAACUGACGAGAGUAGCAGACUUAAACUUUCUAUAUGCGGUGCUCAAACUACAUUUCGGCCACAUUUGUUUUCCUAUGGUACAAAACACUAUAGUGGACAAAUAACACAUCAGAGAAUACUGAAAGUCUGUUCAACAUCAGACACAGCACUAUGAUUCUCGUGACGAGAUAAGUGUGGCCACACUCGAUCUCAUAGACCCGCACCACCUGGCUACAAAUAUCCCCCACCCUCCUCCCUCGUUGUAACCUAAGAAGUGGUCGUCGUCAUAUUCAUGCUACCGUACCUCCUGUGUCUCGGUUGU
This is a messenger RNA of Amoebophrya sp. A25, 1993 nucleotides long. The record is from the annotation of a GenBank genome assembly. Lineage: Eukaryota; Dinophyceae; Syndiniales; Amoebophryaceae.